AUGUCGGCUAUUCAUCGUCUCAAUCGAGAGAGCGGCAUUGCAUGGUUGUUGUCCUGGGAGAAGACCGGUGUUGGAGGAGUGCAUGUGAGGUCGAAGGCGCUCUUAGUCAUCUCGACUUCACGCGACUUUCGAGAAUUGGUCUUCGUCCAGAGCAACAGCAUUUCUCUUGGUGUAGCAAGUUCAGCAUCUCUGUCGAUCGCAAUGGGCUGGCUGUGGUCUUCAUCGACGACUGGAGAUGGCCAGAGAUCAUCAGAUGGGCGGGCAGACGGCGACAAGCCUCGAGGAUUCGGCCUGAACGAAGAACAACGAACGCGCAUCUUCGGCCUGGCGAGUGCAGACAAGACGCGAGACGCAGCAGCAGAGAAGGAACUGGCCACCUUCCUUAACUCCGUGUCCGAGCCAGACGCCUCAGAGAGCAAAGCAGCUACACCCGCAGCCAACCCUUCCCACGAAACAUCGCCUCCAGAACAACCCCCCCACGACCGCAUCCUCCCCGACGGCAGCCUCAACAUCUCCCCCUCCGCCCUCUACCCCCGCACCAUGUCCUGCCGACAAGCCUUCGACCAAGCCUUCUACUGCCAAUCCCUCGGCGGCAAGUUCAACGACAUCUAUCGCUACGGCCACCUCCAAGACUGCAGCGAGCAAUGGGGGGCCUUCUGGUUCUGCAUGCGGACGCGGACGCUUUCCGGGCCGGAGAAGGAGAUGCAGAUCCGGGAGCAUUAUAAGCAGAGGGAUGAGAGGAAGAGGGGGGAGUUUGGGAGUAGUGAGGAUGUGUGGGAGAUUAGGGAGAAGCCGGUGUUGAAGGCUUUUUGGAGGGAUCCGGAUGCGGAGGAUUGA
Messenger RNA from Saxophila tyrrhenica, 837 nucleotides. RefSeq lists its product as uncharacterized. NCBI's taxonomy places the organism in Eukaryota, Fungi, Ascomycota, Dothideomycetes, Mycosphaerellales, Extremaceae. The transcript is spliced from 2 exons. Bases 1 to 837 code for a protein of 278 amino acids. The record is from RefSeq and is a predicted model, not a curated record.